AUUGGAAGCAACUCCCCAGCAAUGGACCUCAUACUCUGACUCAUGACAGGCGAAGAAAACUGUUAAAAAGGCAAUGACGAUUUUCUUGACUUUCRCAUCUUUUCUAUAUUUCUUGACACAAACAACGGAAGGAUGUCGUAUCUUGAAGUUCGACUCAUGCAUCCCAAACCAAAACCUAACAGGUCACGUGCUCUCACGUCAUGACGUAAACAGCGACAAUUUGUGCGGUAUCAAAUGUUACAACGAAAAGCGAUGUGUGUCAUACAACUUGGGCCCCAAAAGCGGUGUUCACAGAGCAUGCGUACUUAGCUACUCUGAUCACGUGAUUCAUCCUSGUAGUAUCCAAAAGGGAUCAACGUACGAGUAUUGCUUUUUUAAGAAUAAUCCCUGUUCUUCAAAACCGUGCUCAAGUGGGAGCUGCAGACCGGACGAGACUUUUUCGACCUACGCUGAAUGUGUGUGUUUUAUAAGCGAUCCUUGUUACAAAGGUAAGAACUGA
Molecule: messenger RNA, 499 nt
Organism: Exaiptasia diaphana
Lineage: Eukaryota; Metazoa; Cnidaria; Anthozoa; Actiniaria; Aiptasiidae
Exons: 3
Coding region: 74-499 (141 amino acids)
Source: RefSeq, a predicted model, not a curated record